This is a messenger RNA of Jaminaea rosea, 2505 nucleotides long. RefSeq lists its product as hypothetical. Lineage: Eukaryota; Fungi; Basidiomycota; Exobasidiomycetes; Microstromatales. Gene Ontology annotation, molecular function: lipid binding. Bases 152 to 2329 code for a protein of 725 amino acids. Gene Ontology annotation, cellular component: plasma membrane; eisosome filament. The transcript has 2 exons. Gene Ontology annotation, biological process: eisosome assembly; negative regulation of protein kinase activity; endocytosis. The record is from RefSeq and is a predicted model, not a curated record.
CCCUCACUUCUUUGCUACCACACAGCCCUCUCUUCGACAACAGGUACCAACGCUCGUCAAGUGAGGCCUUUGACAUCUGCCAUCACCCCAGAUCCUCGAACUCGAUACCCAUCGGACCCACCGCUCGCACAACUGCCUCGCCACCUCCACGAUGCUGCGUAAGACGAAGCAGCAGAUUGCCCACACGUCGAUGAUGCCGGCGCUGGGCAAUCGGGACCUCCGUUCACUACAGGAGCUCAUCAACUCGGAAAAGGCCUUCAUCAAGGCAGACUCCAACAGCUCGACUGCCUGGCAGACAACUACAAAUGCGCUCAAGGCCUGGAGUGAAGGUGAAGGAGAAGAUCUCGCAGACGUCCUCUCGAAGUUGUCCUUGUUGUUCGGCCACUACAGCGCCGCCCACACCCGCUUCGACAACCACCUCUCCACGCUCCGUCUUCACUUCAAGUCGAUCCGCACGCGCGAAGAGGGCCUCGCAGACCUCAAGUCUCGUAAGCGCAACCUAGCCUCCAAGAUCGAAAGCGUGGAGCGCAAGUUGUCCAAGAUGGGACCUGAGAAUAAGGAGCUGCUCAAGACGACCACUCAGCUCAAGGAGCACCGUGCCGAGAUGGAGAGCCUCAAGAUUGAGGUCAUGACCGAGGAGGCGGCCAUCGGGGACUUUAAGAGGCGCACAUCAAAGGAGGCAAUGGGACUCAAGUGCGGCGGAAUGAUGGAGCUGGCGGAGAAGUUGACAAUUGUGGCUGAAGUGGGCAAGUUGAUGAUUGAUGAGAUCUCCCUCGAACCGACGAAGCCAGGGUUGCCUCGCGCGGAGUAUCAGGGUCAUACCAGGACGGAUCAACUUCUUUCUGAAGCGACUCGAUCGCUAGCAGACGUCGGCUUUGCGCCUUCGAGUGGUGGGCCCGCAGCUGGUGGUGCUGGUCAUCGACCGGAUCUCUCGCACUACGAAAGCAACUAUGGUGGCCCUGCCGGCGACGACACGUACAACUCGGGCAUGCAGCAUUCGCGAGACUCGACAGGCAAUUACGGGACAGGGGCUGGUGCAGGCGGCACAUAUAAUCGAGCAGGUGACGACGACGCCUACGAUGCCUACGCUGGCAACAAUACGUACAACGCUGCGGCCGACUACAGCGGUACGCCCAUUUACGCCAGCCAUCAAACGACUCAGCCUUGGCUUACCUCGAGCGCCGAUGCCGGAUCGCAGCGCGGUGAGGCACAGCCUAGCGCGACGACCGCAGCCGGGGAAGGAGGUCCGACGCCAACGGGCGAGCAGGAUGACUGGGCCCGCACGGCUGACGCGGCAGUCUCUGGUGCAGGAGCUGCAGUCGACGGCAGCCAUCAUAGCCACGGCCCGGAGCACGAGGGCAAUGAUCGCCUGGCCGACGGUCUCCCGGACCCUUCGCAGCCAUGGAGGAGCUCAGGUUUGGUAGGAGGGCCAAGGAGCAGGACCUCCUCCUACCAAGCAGCCGCUGGCGCACCUCCGCGCGGCCCAUCCACACCUCCUCCCAACGAGCAAAUGCAGAAUAUGCAACUCGACUCCUCCUCACCAGCGGCGCCCAGUCUGCCACCUUUGCGAGCGACCACGCCCUUGCCCGGCGGCGGUUCCGGCCCACCCGCAAUGGCCUCCGGGACUCCUGCCACCCCACAACAGCAGCAGCAAGCCCUCGAUGAUGAGUCCUACUUUGCCUCUGUCGGCUCAACACGCGCCGCCCAAGCAGCAGCACGACGUCCGACCUCUCCAGCUGCAGGAAACAGGUACAGUGCCAUGAUGUCGAAUAGCGCUUCAACGAACAGCCUCGCAGCCAUGGGGGCUACAGCGGCUUCGCAGCAGAACACGGGCUCGACACCUGGCCUGGGCCCUGCCCAAGAGCCGACAGAGUCUGGAGGGGGCCGCAAGAUGACCGCGGCCGCCUUCCGCAAGGGAUUCAACCGCAAUCCCUCGGCCAAUCACCAGAGCAUGCCUAGCCCAGCAACGGAGAAUGCCCCCUCCUUCAGUGGCGGGCGCGAAGGGGCCUCAUCACCCGCACCAGGCGUGGCACCGCUAGCUAUCCGUAAGAGACACAGCGCUGUACCUGACGAGGAGGUGGGCGACGAGGAGGCUGUCCCACCAUAUGCGCCUGGAGGGGCUGGUGGGCCAGCGCCCAGUGGCCCGCAGCAGCAGAACCCGUAUCACCAGCAGCCCCCUCAGCAAGCCUUCCCUCAGCCAUCCUUUGGACCGGGACAGAUCUACAACGGGAGCAGGCCGGGGAGCUCUGCUGGACACGGCGGCCAACAGCAGUACCAGCAGCAACAGCAGCCAUACGGCGCAGGCUACGCUGCCGGGCCCAACUACUGAGGCCUGCCGAACUGAGAAACUGAGCUGCAGUUUCUUCUCCCCGUCUACACGCCGCGAUACCCCUUGACCUGCGCGUCGUUCCGAAUCGUCUUCUCCUUGCCUGUUUGAUAUCCUGUACAGAUAUCCAUGGACCUCGAUGCCUCUCAGUCGAGAAAUACAUCGCCCGUUGCCAUGCC